AUGGCAGCGUUAUCUAGUAGUGUUGUGAUCCACCCAGCGGAUAAGCACGCAAUCAAUGGAUCACAGCCCCGCAUGGUGCGCACUGGAUCACAGACACAAAUGUCACGCACUGGACCACAGACACAAAUGUCACGCACUGGAUCACAGCCCCGCAUGGUGCGCACUGGAUCACAGACACAAAUGUUACGCACUGGAUCACAGCCCCGCAUGGUGCGCACUGGAUCACAAGGAGUGGGUCCGCGUGCUGGUAUUCCCUAUGGAGGAAUGGGUCAAGGCAAUGGAACCCUGCAGAGAUCUCCCAGUACCCUCUAUGGUGGAAUGGGUUCGCAGUCAGGGUCCAUGCGUGCUGGUAGCGCAUAUGGUAUGAACGGCCAGGGUGGCUCAUUUUACGGUCAAGGCAUGGGAAGUGCUGGUGGAAUGAGCGGCUAUGGUGCGGGCAGUAUGCAGAAUUCGCAGAUAGGCAGUAUGUACGGCAUGGGGGGUCCAAUGGGUAUGGGCAGUAUGUACGGUCCUCCAAUGGGUAUGGGCAGUAUGUACGGUCCUCCAAUGGGCAUGGGCAGUAUGUACGGUCUUCCAAUGGGCAGUGUGUGCCUCCUCAUUGCCGUGCCCUCUAUGUACGGGCUCCCGUCAGGAAUAGGGAGCAUGUACGGGCUCCCGCCAGGAAUAGGGAGCAUGUACGGAGCUCAUUCAGGAAUGGGCAGCAUGUACGGAGCUCCUUCAGGAAUGGGCAGCAUGUACGGAGCUCAAUCAGGUAUGGGGAGCAUGUAUGGGUCUCAAAGAGGUAUGGGCUCCAUGUAUGGGUCUCAGAGAGGUAUGGAUUCCAUGUAUGGAGGUGGAGUCAUAAGUGGUCCGGCAUCGAUGGGUCUUCAUCGCUUGGGCGAUGAUCAGAAAAUCCAAACAGCGAAGAGUCCCUCCUUAAGCGGCAUUCGCACGAUGGUGGUGGUUAGUGACAAGGCUGGUUCCAAG
Molecule: messenger RNA, 966 nt
Organism: Trypanosoma grayi
Lineage: Eukaryota; Euglenozoa; Kinetoplastea; Trypanosomatida; Trypanosomatidae
Exons: 1
Source: RefSeq, a predicted model, not a curated record